Messenger RNA from Leishmania braziliensis MHOM/BR/75/M2904, 987 nucleotides. Its product is annotated as p1/s1 nuclease. The transcript has a single exon. Gene Ontology annotation, biological process: DNA catabolic process. The record is from RefSeq and is a predicted model, not a curated record. NCBI's taxonomy places the organism in Eukaryota, Euglenozoa, Kinetoplastea, Trypanosomatida, Trypanosomatidae. Bases 1 to 987 code for a protein of 328 amino acids. Gene Ontology annotation, molecular function: endonuclease activity; nucleic acid binding.
AUGCCCGCGUCUGUCAGCCUACGUCUGUGCCUCAGAGUACGGUACCUCCUGGUGCUCAUCUCUGCGCUCUGUGCGGUGGGGGUUCUCGGCUGGGGCUGCACAGGGCACAUGGUUCUCGCCGAGAUUGCGCGCCGACAGUUGGACCCGUCGAACGAGAAAAAGAUCCAGGCGAUGGCGAUGAAGUUUAAGGAGAGCGGCCCGUUCCUGUUGUCUCCAGACAUGAUUCAGGCUGCGUGCUGGCCAGAUGAUGUGAAGAGGUGGGGCCAGGACGCCAUGAGCACGUGGCACUACUACGCUAUGCAGUACAACCCGGAUGGUAUCAAUAUCACGGAUUCGGUCGAGGCAGUGAACGCCGUCUCCGUCUCCCUCGACAUGAUAACAUCGCUGAGCAACGUUAGGUCACCGCUGUACAUGUUGAACUUUGCGUGGGUGUAUCUAGUACACUUAAUUGGUGAUCUGCACCAGCCCCUGCAUGCAGUGUCGAGGUACUCUGAAAAAUACCCGCACGGUGACCGCGGCGGCAACUUGGUUUGGGUUCGCGUACAGACGAAAAUGCUGAGGCUGCAUGCCUUCUGGGAUAAUAUUUGCACUGCCACACCAGUGUUGUACAGGCGACCCCUUUCCUCCACCGACCUCUUGGCCAUCUCUGAGACGGCGGAUCGGCUGCUGAAAACUUAUUCGUUUUCAAGCGACUUAAAGACCAUGCAGGACGUGCAGAGGAUGGCAAAUGAGAGCUACGCGUUUGCUGUGAACAGCAGCUACGCUGACAUGAUCCCGGGCACGACUCUCAGCGCUGCUUAUAUUUCUCGAUGCGUGGAAGUCGCUGAAAGUCGUUUGACACUCGGCGGCUACCGCCUUGGCUAUAUUCUGAAUAAGCUCCUGUCAGAUAUCGACGUAGACGAGAACGCCAUGAAAGCAUACAGUGCUGCGGUGCUGAAGCGGGGCGCCACCGGUACGCCACCGGUACGCACGGCCAGCAGGCUGUAA